CUUUUACUUGGUCCAGUCUGUCCGUGGUGAGACGGUCCCAUUCAGGAGGAUUCUUUAGGGGGCGAAAGAAAAUCGGACUUUUAAUAAGUUUGAUUGAUUGUCUCGCAUCUGCGGGAAAUCCUACAUUUAAUCGAAAACUAUGGCUUCUUCCGAUGUUGCUCCGCAACUGGAUAAGGGAGUGCGGCCUCUCUCUCUAGCAGGCCACGUGGGUUUUGAUAGCCUCCCAGACCAGUUGGUCAACAAGUCCACCGAUCAGGGGUUCUGCUUCAACAUCCUCUGCAUCGGUGAAACCGGUAUCGGCAAGUCCACCCUGAUGGACACUCUGUUCAGCACCAACUUUGAAAACUUUGAGUCGUCCCACUUUGAGCCUCAGGUGAAGCUGCGGGCUCAAACCUACGACCUGCAAGAGAGUAACGUGCGACUGCGCCUCACCGUGGUCAACACGGUGGGAUUCGGAGACCAAAUGAAUAAACAAGAGAGCUAUCAGCCGGUGGUGGAUUACAUCGACAGGCAGUUUGAGAGUUACCUGCAGGAAGAGCUGAAAAUCAGGCGCUCGCUUUUCAACUAUCACGACUCGCGGGUGCACGCCUGUUUGUACUUCAUCUCCCCCUCGGGACACUCUCUCAAGUCCCUGGAUCUGGUCACCAUGAAGAAACUGGAUAGCAAGGUCAACAUCAUCCCCGUCAUCGCCAAAGCGGACACAAUCAGCAAGAGCGAGCUGCACAAGUUCAAGAUCAAGAUCAUGAGCGAGCUGGUGAGCAAUGGCGUCCAGAUCUAUCAGUUCCCCUUGGACGACGAGGCCGUUGCCAAGGUCAACACGGCCAUGAACGGCCAUCUGCCUUUUGCCGUGGUGGGCAGCACGGAAGAAGUGGCCGUGGGCAACAAGAUGGUGAAGGCUCGUCAGUACCCCUGGGGGAUUGUCCAAGUGGAGAACGAGAGCCACUGCGACUUUGUGAAGCUCCGUGAGAUGCUGAUUUGCGUCAACAUGGAGGACCUGAGGGAGCAGACGCACACGCGCCACUACGAGCUGUACAGACGCUGCAAGCUGGAGGAGAUGGGCUUCAAGGACACCGACCCCGAGUGCAAGCCCGUCAGUCUGCAGCAGACCUACGAGGCCAAGCGUCAGGAGUUCCUGGUGGAGCUGCAGAGGAGAGAGGAUGAGAUGAGGCAGAUGUUUGUGCAGAGGGUCAAGGAGAAGGAGGCGGAGCUUAAGGAUGCAGAGAGAGAGUUGCAGAGCCGCUUUGAGCAGCUGAAGCGGCUCCACGCCGAGGAGAAGUCGGCAUUGGAGGAGAAACGGCGCAUGCUGGAGGAAGACCAGAGCUCCUUUGGCAAGAGACGUGCCGCCGCUCAGCUGCUGCAGGCCCAAAGCUUCACCGCCAACGGCAAGAAGGAUAAAGACCGCAAGAAUUCUGGGUUCAUGUGAAACAAUCGGGAUUUGAACUCCAGUCUGACCAACAUCAUUCCCAAAAUCCUUUGUGGCCAGUCUUGAACACUAAUCCGAAGUCUCCCAUCAGCAUCAGCACCACCGCCAGCAACACACAAGUGUGUUUUAUGUGCCAAAGUUAAGACAAUACGUUUUGCUUUUUCCUUUGAAAUAAUGUGUUUUUUUUUUUUUUUUUUUUGUACGUAUUCUCUAUGAUACCUCCUUUGUUGUUUUUAAGCUUGCUGUGGUUUUAGAGGCUGGCUUGUUUAUGUGUUGGGGUUAAUAAUGGACCUAUAAUGAUUUUAAUGGUACAUUCAUGUCUCUGAUCUUGUAAUCUGGUCACCAGCAAAGUGGAUGCUGAGAACAAAGCAGCAUCUUUUUUUCAUUCUAUGGACACCUUUGAUCAUUCAGUUUCAUUCAUACUUAAAAAUGUAUCUGUCAUUCUUUGAUUUGGAUAAUUUAUUAUUAACCCUUUGAGAGUGUUUGUGAAAGCAAGCAAGGCUUCAACAAGUUUUAACUUACAACAAAGUUGUGUUUACUUCUUUGAGUUGGUUACAGCAUAUUUACAUACACUAAACUAGACAGAAUGUUUUGUUUCGCUUGCUUUCUCGUUUCUGCUGACACGUGCGCAACAACGCUGAGUCGUCGGAAAAUAAACGAGACGCAAGAUAAGAGGCAACAAUAUCGUACUUUGAUGCACUCGUGUAUGGGACGAAACGUCGUGACACUUUACACUCCACAUGUUCCACGUGCCUUAUGUGUGUCCAGCCUUCAGUAGGAUAAAAAAAACACGCAGCAAAACACACCGAUGCCUAACGGGGGGAACCUUUUUAUAUUUGUACUACACUCGUAUUUAUGAAAUAAACAGUGUUACUCGG
Molecule: messenger RNA, 2301 nt
Organism: Syngnathus typhle (broad-nosed pipefish)
Lineage: Eukaryota; Metazoa; Chordata; Actinopteri; Syngnathiformes; Syngnathidae
Gene: septin10
Product: septin 10
Exons: 10
Coding region: 140-1423 (427 amino acids)
Biological process (GO): cytoskeleton-dependent cytokinesis
Cellular component (GO): septin ring; septin complex; cell division site
Molecular function (GO): GTPase activity; GTP binding; molecular adaptor activity
Source: RefSeq, a predicted model, not a curated record